Molecule: messenger RNA, 549 nt
Organism: Pteronotus mesoamericanus
Lineage: Eukaryota; Metazoa; Chordata; Mammalia; Chiroptera; Mormoopidae
Product: H(+)/Cl(-) exchange transporter 5-like
Exons: 3
Coding region: 320-517 (65 amino acids)
Source: RefSeq, a predicted model, not a curated record
CUAGGCGCCUGUCACAUGAGCCGCGCGCCCGCUCGGCUCCCUCUCCUCCCGGCGGGCUGUGAAUGAAGCUCUGCCGGCUACGUGGGGCGCUAGCUCAACUUGGUGUUCUGAACGCCAGAGCCGACUGAGCGCUUGGCCCGCCAGUGGCGGACACGGGCUCCACCUCUUCUGACCUCGGCGACAGGUUUGGGGCUUAAGCAUCUGUCAGAGAGCACACUGCUGCUGUUCCACUUAUAUUCUAUUCAAGCCUCUCAACAAAACUGGGGGCUUUGGGAAACUCUGAGCCUGUGACCCCAACGUGGGAGUGGAUAGGAUCAACAUGGCCAUGUGGCAGGGAACCAUGGAUAAUAGAGGCUUUCAGCAGGGGAAUUUCAAUAGCUUCCAGAGCAGCUCCAGUGAUGAAGACUUGAUGGACAUACCAGGGUCAGCUAUGGAUUUCUCCAUGAGAGAUGAUGUUCCUCCAUUAGACGGAGAAAUAGAAGGUAUAAUUAUUGCUGGUAACAAUUUAUCUUUUUAAAGAUUAUUUAAAAAAUAUUUUGUUUAUUAUUU